AUGCUCCGCACAUUCACCCGCAACACCGUUUCCAAGACCUUCAAGCCUUCAUCGGCUGCCGCCUUCCGCGUUCGCGGCAUGGCCGACAAGAAGAUCGAGGACAACACUCAGGCUGCCGGCGAGGCCAAGUCCACCAACCCCCAGAACCCUUCGGUCAUCUCCUCUGCCGGUGCCGUUGGCAAGCAGUUCAACCCUGAUGGAAACAUCGGUCAGGUUGGCGAGGCCGUACGUUCCCUGCGCUUUAUCUCAUUUAAAAGCUUGAUACUAACACACUACAGGNUUGGUGGACCCUUUUCCAAGGAUGGCGCUAUCGGCUCGCAGUUCGACGCAGCCAAGGAUGGUAUUGCCGGUCAGGUCGAGAAGGCCGUCGACGGCCCCAGCAGACCCGCCACCCAGAAGAAGUAA
This is a messenger RNA of Aureobasidium vineae, 405 nucleotides long. Lineage: Eukaryota; Fungi; Ascomycota; Dothideomycetes; Dothideales; Saccotheciaceae. The record is from the annotation of a GenBank genome assembly.